GGAGAACUUUUUAGGAUGUUGAGUCAGUGUCUGUGCAGAAAACAAAUUCUCUGACUCAGUAUUUGGAUUUCAUUAGUCUGUAUCUUUCACUUCCACAGCUGGCUUUCCAAAGCUUCACAUAGACUGUGGAUCCCUAUUUUGGACCAUCUGAACAAGCCAGAUCCCUGAAGGAAAUCGAAGACCCUUGGCUGCGUUUGGCAGCACCGAAAACAAUGGAGGAGGGAACCCGGGACGCCAACCCCACCAAGGCGAUCCAGAAUCCAAACGCUGACAAGCAGGGUCUGAAUAAAGACUCUGACGCUGGGUCUGUACCAGGGGCAGCCGUCCCAGUGAGACCUGCCAACCUCGGGCUGAUUCGAAGCCUGUCCAAGUCGGACUCUGACUUACUGGCGUCGCCGCCUGGAGAGGAGGACAGAGGUCUGGCCAGCUGCGGCGGGUCCGUGUAUGACUGCAGCUCUGGGCAGCCGUCCACGGAGCACAUGCCUUCCUUUGCCUCUGAGUGGGAUGAGAUUGAGAAGAUCAUGACGUUGAUUGGGGCAGGCAUCAAAACAUCUGAAACCAAACAGCCCAUACGAAGCUCAGAUGGGGCCUGUGGUAAAGCCCUGGACCAGCCGGUGGGAGAGUGGCUGGAGCACGUGGGGCUGCCGCAGUACGAAAACAAGUUCCUGCUCAAUGGCUUUGACGACCUACGAUUCAUGGGGAGUAACGUGAUGGAGGACCAAGAUCUCAGAGACAUGGGGAUCACUGACCCAGGACACCGAAAGAAGAUCCUCCAUGCGGCGCGGGGCUUGCCAAAGGUGAAAGCACUGGGCUGUGAUGGCAGCACAUCUCUCGCCUCGUGGCUGGAUUGCCUUGGCCUGCACGAAUAUCUGCCCAACUUUCUUUCAAAUGGCUACCGUACGCUGGAGUGUGUGAAGAACCUCUGGGAGCUGGAGAUUGUUAACGUAAUUAAGAUUGGUCUUCUAGGCCAUAGAAAGAGGAUCAUUGCCUCUCUAGCAGAGAGACCGUAUGAGGAAGCUCCCUCCAAGUCUCGUCGCCUCUCCCCAAUUAUGUUUCACGACCUCCUGUCCCAGACCACAUCUCCCCUCAGUCAGAUGGACCCUUACACCAGUCGCUCCAUGGACACACUCCUCCCUCAGAGUGAGUCGGACCGGAGGCGGAGAGGAGUAGACCAUGACUGCAGCAUAUCCCUGCGAUCUUAUAAUGAGAGGCCGCGCUCUGUAGACAGACACAGCGAACGACACAAAGAGUCUCGAUUAAACCUCCGGCCGCCGAGCCAAUCCGCCACGUAUGCCACAGUGUCCGCCUGGCAUCACCAGCCCGAGAAACUCAUCCUGGACUCCUGCGGGUACGAGGCAACGUACUUAGGAUCAAUGAUAAUCAGGGAUCUGCGGGGGAUUGAAUCUACACAAGAUGCUUGUGCUAAAAUUAGGAAAUCGAAGGACUCAAAAAAGGGUCCAGUUGUCAUACUGUCCAUUACGUACAGAGGGGUCAAGUUCAUCGAUGCAGCCACAAAGACUAUCGUUGCAGAGCACGAGAUCAGGAAUAUCUCGUGCGCUGCCCAAGACCCAGACGACCUCUGCACGUUUGCAUACAUCACCAAGGAUCUGAAAAGCGGACACCACUUCUGUCACGUCUUCAGCACUGUGGAAAUAACACAGACCUAUGAGAUCAUCCUAACUCUGGGUCAAGCAUUUGAAGUGGCUUACCAAAUGGCAGUUCAGGCUAGGGCGAGACAGUACGUACCCCCUUCAUCGACUACGGGCCCGGAGUUUAUAGAAACCAAAACCAGCCGUCCGGUGUCUCAAUCGUGGAACAGCAUGCGAAGAUCGGCGGGUGCCCCACUGCUCGAUUGCCGCUGCUGUCACUGUCACACGUGUACUACCCACCGUCCUUCCUUCCUCCCGUUGCACUCUGUUAGCCCUGGAAUCCAGAUUGACCCCCUGGAGCUGGAUGCGGACAUGCAGUCCCUGGGCAGCACCACCUGGCUCUGUGACCACCGGGACUCCAACCGCCGUCCCGUCAGCACCAACCUGUCCUGUCUUACCAGGCAUCUACCACUGUGAGGCUCUAUGAGGAGGGAUGCAAGACGGACAAUUAAUCAAUGAAAAGACAAAACAGCAACUUGCAGCAAACAGCAUUUUUCUCCUUCUUUUCUACUCAUUGUACAGAAUUCACAGUUAAGACUACAAAGGACCGGUCAUAAAUCUGCCCCUGAUGUCGGAACUUGCAAGAACUAAGAACUUGAACCUCACACACACCGAAGGACAACUUUCCUACGAUUUACCGAGGACAACAGCCUUAUGUCAUUGCAGUUACUUGUAUGAAAUUCAAAUCCCACCUGUCCCCGCCCUCCCAAACAAACCACCCAACAACUGCACGCCUCCGACUUGUUGAAAGACUUGUUUAAAAAAAAAAAAAGAAAAAAAAAGACACUUCUUGUGAUUUCCUAGUAUAUUAAAUUGACUGUGACUGGCCGGGAGGAUGUGUGUUCGCCGAUGAUACAGGUUUGUCUGGAUGAGUCUUUGCCCUGGCCUUGUACUGCCCAGUGCCUGUCAGCAUUAACGGUAGCGCUGAGAGCCUCCAAAUCAAGAAAUCUUCUGCUUGUCCAUAAAAAAUGAAUUAAAAAAAAAAAUAAAAAAUACACUCAGAUACACAAACACACACAAAGCACUGUGUAAAAAACAACAACAACAUAGCACUAUCCCUUUUAAAUCCUUGUUUUCUUACAGUGAACGUAAGAUAUAAGUGCAUUUUGUGAUACUUUUUAAUAUACGGGGGCUAAUGAAGCAUCUCGGGACAGAAUGAUUAAGAAUUGAUCAUAAAGGAUCCCAACAUUUUUACAAACAUCAAGGAGAACGACAAACAAAAAAGUGAAAACAUUUUGCAUAUUUACAUUGGCUCUAUAUUUCACCUAUUUUUUUAUCGUAAACUGCACUUCAACAUGAUUUUUGUUUUCGGGGGUGAAUCAUUUCCCUACAAGACAUCUUAUUAUCACGAUUACACGGGUAGGUAUCUAUUUCACACCGAUUUAGAAUUAAGACACAAUACACGCUAAAAUAUGUCACUCCAAAAUAAACUGGGGUAAAGAGAUUUGAUUCCACUGCACGGAAAGAGCCAAAUCUAAACGUCCUUCUGGUGUCAUGUUGAUGCGAAUAGCUUUUGUUAUGCUGGGAACGUGACAUCUUUUUUUAAGCGUAUGCCUCCUGCACUGUGAUUCAGAAAUGCUUGUGGAAGUCAACGCAUAUCUGGGUUCUCCUCCAUGUGCACUAGCUACUUCCACACCACGCGUGUGCCGUUUUGCUUUGUUUCUGUCUGUCCUCAUGGAAGUUUGGACUGUUGCAUUACUUGCCUCUGUCCUUGUUUUGUUUUGUUUUGUGUGUGUGUGUGUGUCAGCUGCAGCAGGAAUGAGGGACUGAGCUCCUCUCCAAAAAAAAAGAAAAAAACCAACAGUGUGUCUGGAGAGCAAGUGUUUAGAUGUAACGGCUGUGUGUGCGGUGCCGUGGCUGUGUCAUUGCCACUCUGUUCUGACUCUUUUAUCUGUUAGCUUCUACUGAUGAUGCAUGUUGGCAGUGUUUUUGUGUUUUGUUCCCUCUGAUGCACUUGGCCUGAGCAGUCUUUGUAUGUAUUGUAGCAGCGUCUCGUCUCCUCUCACUGAUCUGCCUUUAGCUUUUUUUUUUCCUCUUAAUUUCUUUCAUAUCUCUCUGUUUACACGCUAAUGCAGCGAUUCAUCCUCAUCCCUCCAUUUUGCCACUGUCCUCACUCCGUCAACAUUUUUCCACAUAUGUUCUUCCAUUUUGUAUGUCACCAGGACAACCUGCUCUAGUACGGAUGCAUAAUAUAUAUAUAUAUACAUAUUAAAAAGAAAAAAAGCAUUAAAUUUUAAUGAGCAGCAGCUAUUUAAAGCAAGUUUUUUGGUGGCAUGAUGCGGCUGUGCAUGUACCGGGUCUCUUUUAACGAUGAUGUUUUCCUUGUUUAGCUCACCCCAGCGUUCAAGUUUCCGGAUACCAAGCUGUGAGUUGAAGGGGAGCAGCUGAUGCGAGUGUGUUUGCGUGUGUUGAAUUAGUGGGCAGAGCAGUGGAAAAGAUGUAGAGAGAGAAACCGAGAGGUAAGACUUGUGCCGAAUAUGCAGGGCCGACCAGCGAUUCUCUGACAUUUCGGUCCGCAUAUCCCCUCCACUGCCCCGGAGACGAACCCCCAACCCACAGACACAAAGGCAAACCUGUAGCCCGACACGACUGGCUAAACGGGACCUUCAUGUCACUUCUGUCCCGACAAAGGUCGCUCAGAAAGGCAGAGUCUUUUCCCCUGGCCUCUGGAAAUUUCUGAUCUCGUCACAUGUUAUGUGCAGACCAUUAGAUAUAGACACAUUAACAUGAUUUCUCUUGAUUCAGGUCUAUUUAGGAUGCUGACAGUGCGGGUUAUUAACAGGGUAACAGAACAAAAGAAGAAAAGAAAUGCUUUGCCCAGACUGUGGACAGACUGUGAUUUGUCAUUUAAAAUGUGAUACUGUUUCAAAUUUCAAAGCAAUACUAUAAUGAAAUUAAACAAUAUAAAGACUAAAGCAUCCCUCUCCAGUCUGUUUCCAGCCUUGAUUUUUUUUCCCUUUUGCAUAACUUGGUAGUUAAAAGCAGAAAGCUUUUUCCUAAUUAGCGGAUUGAAAAAUGUAAAAUCUAAACAAACAAUUAACUCGGUUUAUGCUUCUCAUGUAUAUUUCUUUUGCGGAGGAUUUAAAUGGUAGAAUUUACUUGGACUUUAAAAAGCCUGCAUUGGUAUUUCAGUACAGACCUUAUGGUCUUUUUUCUCAAAUCCUCCAAAACAAACAAAAACACAAUGAUAAAAUAUAUUUAAAUGUUUAAAAUGUUCCUGUGGUCUCCUAUAAGCGUAAAAAAAAACAUUUUUUAUUGACUCUUUGAAUCCGUACACUUAAGGAAUAGUUUUUGUGACGGAUUAAAAAGCUUUACAGUGACAAAGAAUAAAUAUGUUAAAGGAUUCCUGUAAUGCCUUUAAAAUAACAGGAAGGGCUGUUUAAAUACUUGAUCUCUGAGGCUUCAUCUAAAUGUGAACAUUUGGUAACUUCUGAUAUUUCCUGCUAUGGCUGUAGCACUCAAGAGUUAAAAAAAACUAAACUAUUUCCAGUGUUUUUGCAUGUUAUAGCCCAUUUGAUGAAUACAAAACUAACAUAUUACUCUUAUAGAAGUGUGUUAUUUUGGCUACAGGUAUCCACUGGUGAGUAUUUUAUUUUUUUAAUACGAUAGAAAAAAAGAUUCUGAGUCUAGAACCUGAUGUUACAUAACCUAAAACUGUGAACAGCUGCAAAACAGCUGCAUCAUUGCGUCAGUCACGUUUUUAAUACAGUCAUAACUCCACAAUAAUAAUAAUAAUGUAAGAAAGACAGAAGCCAAAACUGAGUUGAAGAGUAGAAGUGAGUGUGAAAAAUGACUUGAACAUUUAGCUAAAAUAAAAAAGAGUUUGUAAAAAGAUCAAAUGUGUCAAAAAUGCCCUUAAGGGUCUCAUAUUGUGCGAUUUUGAUCAAGCGCCACAAUAGAUGUGGUGCUGUAGUGCUGAACCCAUAUGAGAUACAUCAAGGGCUGGCUUGAUUUGAGGUUGUUAGAGGACAAAUCUACAUAAGCAAAUUAAAUUUAUGUGAUAAGAAAGUUGUUUCCAAUAUGCUUUCUCUUUAAAAACAUAGUGGCUGCUUAACCAGGCAGUUUGAAAACUGUUCUAUUACAGCUGAAGUCAAUUUUAAACUUGUUAAAGACAGGAAAAGCAUAAUAUGGGACUGUUAAAUCCACUCUGUGUAGCAUAUCACCUUUGACCACCAGGGCCCAGCAUAUCAAGAGAAAGUUAACGUGUUAGCCCCUGGGCUAACACCACAGACUGUAUAAAACAAUGGACGAAGCAUUCGGUCACGUGACCCAUUGGUUUCUUUUUUUUUUUUUCAGCCACAUUGCUCAAGAAACAGAUGAGAACUCCUUUUGUCAAUCAAAGUUAGCUUUGGCUGCCAGCUCCUUCAAUGGAUCCCCACCAAAAUAUCUGCAGAGCUGCAGCAGACAUUUGCUGCUGAAUAUACUGUUCAACAUCUUCUUGCCGGUGAAAUAAAAAAUGACUGUCACGUUUAGCCGAUGCUGGGGUCGUACAAAUGGUUGGGUGCUUCGCCAAGAGCGGUAGCAUGACGAUUAGAAAUGAGGAACUGAUACUGUCAAUCAAUCAUAUAAGAAAUACAUUUAUUGUUUUAUAUAAAUUCUCCUGGCGUGGUACAAAAAAUUAAAAAUCACCCCCCUCAGAGUUGUCAUGGGUGUGAAAUCAAACAGUUUUUUUUAACCAGGCUGUAAAUAUGUUUAUUUUGCUCGAAAGUCUGACAUUUUAACACAGGCGUUAUUUGGAGAUUGACUCACUUUUGCAGAUAGCCUCAAGUGGCUAGUUGAGGAACUGCAACACAUCUUAGUUCCACAUGAAUCUCAAUCCUCACUCCUCCAAAUGGUGCUUAGUUAAAAUACAACAAAAGGUACUUUAGUGGCGCAAAGUGGGAUUACAAGAUGAAUAGGACAGUCCUCACUCAUGAGAACAGUAUUUGUUUAGUAGCACAUCAGAUCUUUUUGCCCCCAUGUGGUCAGGAGUGGUAUUGCUACAUAGAGUGGCUUUAACUUAAAGGAGCUGUAUGUAAGAGCAAUAAUAAAACGAAUCAUAAAAUGACCCCGAUAUGUCAACAGACAUUUAAAAAUCAUGUUCAUUUCAAAUACUUAUGUCACUGACAACAGCACUCAAGCCAGGAUAUUCCAGUUUAAAAAGAGGAGUUGCAGCCCUCAACUGAUGUUUAUGUUGUCAUUUUUUGUUUUGGCCUGAAGCUCCACCCUCCACCUAUCUCCCAAUCACCAAGUCAGUAUUGUUUCUGAAGCUCCACCCUCCACCUAUCUCCCAAUCACGAGGUCAGUAUUGUUUCGGCAUCCGGGUUGCCAGCUCGGCUCUAAUUAUCGCAGCCAUGGCAGCCUACGUUCCUGCUGCAUUCUGCAGCCAACCUGGCAACCUCUGGUCGGGGGGAGGAGGGGGAGGGUACACGCCGCUCAACAAUAUUUUGAAAGUGACUGCAGUACCAGUUUUGGCCAUUUCUUACAGACGGCUCCUUUAAGUGAAUUUGAAGCAAACUAAACAAGACAUGUUUGAAUAUUAUGAAAGUGGUACCAAAAGAACUUGUGCAAUUUUUCUUUUAGCUCAAAUGGUUCCCAGUAUAGGUGGAGAGGUUAAAAUGUUUGUACGGAACUGUCCAAGAUUUACUCUUGUUCACUCCGUCUCUCGUUUUCUCUUCCGUAAUUACUUUCUUGAGUGUGUUAGUCGCAUCUGUCAUGAUGUCAACUGUAGCCGUCAGUCAGUUUAAUUGUAACUGUAGUGAGAUAUAGUGUAGUGCCGUAAAAAGACGCAAAAUACGACAGGGACAGGAGUCCAAACGUACUUUAGUGGGAUGCUAGUGAUGGGAAACCUUGAGAGCUACACGACAGUUCUUAGAAGUCGUCCAAUAUUCCCUCAAACGAAAUUGAAACUUGAUGCUUUAACAUAAAAAAAAACAUUCAUUUUUGCUGCUUUAAUUAUGUAAUGAGAAAAGUCCAACAGGGGAAUAUUAAAGGCAAAUCAUCUUUUAGUGAGAAUAACUUUGUUUGCUCAUCUUAUUCUGUGUACCCUGUGAUUGUUUUUAAAGAACAUUUCGAAUUUCCUUUUGGAGAUUUGGAUGUGUUUCUUUUCAUUUUGUUUGCUCUGUAAUGUGUGAAUGGCUGUGUGAAAUAUAAACAUGAAUCAUAUGUUUGUUUAUAAAUGAAGCACUGUUUUGUACCACAGCCUCUCCUAACGUUAACACCUGUAGGACCACAUCAGAUAGUUUUUUUGUCUUUAGUUCAUUUUUUUGCACCUUUUUAAAAGAAUAGAAAUAAAUCAUUCAAAAGUGCAAAAUGUCUUUGGUAAGUCAUACAUAAUAAACACAUCCAACUACAUAUGAACGCUUACGAUAAGGUUUUAUUUACAAACUAAGCAUAUUUUCUUUCUUUUUUUAUUUCAGUCACAUGUUAUGACUAAAUGUGACUGUUUCUUACUGAAACAAAGUCUGUUUUUGGUUUAUGUACACAGAUCGGUGAUUUACAUGUUCUAUUACUUAUUCAGUAACUGCCUUAUACUUUCAUUAGGACUUUGCUAGUCCUGACAAAGAAAAAAAAAUGUUUCUGGAGACUGUAAAUGUCAAUUAAACAACAGCAGAAGGACUACAAAUUCAUCUGCCUUUUUUAUAUUUAAGGUCUGGCAUCUGCCCUCUGACUUUCCCAUCAAACAGCUCCAAUUCAUCAUAUUUAUACUCUUAAGGGGUAUUUAAUAGCAAAUAGAGGUCUAUAUUCAGGUCAGCAUUAAUUGUUUGGGUCAUUCUCAGCUCAAAGGGAACCCUGGGCCCAGUCUCAGCCUGUCCUGGCAGCAGAGCCAGAGCUUCCUAAGGAUGGGAGCACAGAGAGGACCACGGACUGCUGAAGUGGACAAAUCGCCUAAAGGCCGUCCCCAGCUCUGCGAGCUCAGCGCUCACCAGCCCGAGGGGGAAAAGCAGCUCUGGACUCCUCUUAGGCCGGCUGCCCCGCAGCAUGGCCAAAGGGGAGGCCCUGAACCCUUUCGUCUGUGUUCGAUUGAAAAAAAGAGUCGGGCAAUUCAGUGUUCUGCAGCGGCACAGAUUUAAGUUUAAAAGCAUCCUCAUGGAGAGGUGUGACUCAAGA
This is a messenger RNA of Cololabis saira (Pacific saury), 8738 nucleotides long. RefSeq names its product ankyrin repeat and sterile alpha motif domain containing 1Ab (gene anks1ab). Lineage: Eukaryota; Metazoa; Chordata; Actinopteri; Beloniformes; Belonidae. The transcript is spliced from 15 exons. Gene Ontology annotation, cellular component: cytosol. Bases 213 to 2066 code for a protein of 617 amino acids. Gene Ontology annotation, molecular function: protein binding. The record is from RefSeq and is a predicted model, not a curated record.